AGGGUUACAGUCCAUUUAUGGGCGCAGCAGAGGGCAGAUAUCAGUGUCGAUGGCAUUCGUUCCCAGCUAUUCUUAGGAGCCUCUCAGGAGCUCCACACAGCCUGGCCAGGCAGCAAGGGACGGAGCAGAGGCUGCCGCUCUCAGCACCAGCAUGUCUUACAGCGUGACCCUGACCGGGCCUGGGCCCUGGGGCUUCCGUCUCCAGGGGGGCAAGGACUUCAACAUGCCGCUCACUAUCUCCCGGAUCACACCGGGCAGCAAGGCCGCCCAGUCCCAGCUCAGCCAGGGUGACCUCGUGGUGGCCAUUGACGGCAUCAACACAGACACCAUGACCCACCUGGAAGCCCAGAACAAGAUCAAGUCUGCCAGCUACAACCUGAGUCUCACGCUGCAGAAGUCGAAGCGCCCCGUCCCCAUCUCCACAACAGCACCCCCGGUCCAGUCCCCUCUGCCGGUGAUCCCCCACCAGAAGGACCCUGCUCGGGACACGAACGGCAGCCUGGCGGCGCUCAGCCCCAACCCUGAGGCGAGGGCCAGCCCGGGCACCCCGGGCACCCCGGAGCUCAGGCAGACCUUUAGCUCCUCCUUCUCCCAGACCUCCGUCUUCUCCUCACACACAGAGGCCUCUGACCCCGGCCCUCCAUGGGGCAGCCCACAGGCCAAGGCCAGCCCGGAGGGAGCCCUGGACUCACUCAGCCUGAAAGUCCCACAGGGCUCGAGCCAGCCAAGGCAGUAUAACAACCCCAUUGGCCUGUACUCGGCAGAGACCCUGAGGGAGAUGGCUCAGAUGUAUCAGAUGAGCCUCCGAGGGAAGGCCUCAGGUGCUGGACUCCCAGGAGGGAGCCUUCCUAUUAAAGACCUUACGGUGGACAGCGCCUCUCCCGUGUACCAGGCGGUGAUUAAGAACCAGAACAAGCCAGAAGAUGAGGCUGAUGAGUGGGCCCGCCGCUCCUCCAACCUGCAGUCUCGCUCCUUCCGCAUCCUGGCCCAGAUGACAGGGACGGAAUACAUGCAAGAUCCUGACGAAGAAGCUUUGCGAAGGUCAAGCACCCCUAUUGAGCAUGCUCCAGUGUGCACCAGCCAGGCCACCACCCCGCUGCUGCCCGCUUCUGCCCAGCUGCCUGCUGCUGCCCCUCCCAGUGCGGCCUCACCACCCUUGACCGCAGCCACUGCCCAUGCUGCCACCGCCUCUGCUGUAGCCCCUGCCUCAAGCCCUGCGGACAGUCCAAGGCCCCAGGCCUCUGCCUACAGUCCCGCCAAGGCGACCUCUCCGGCACCUGCCACUCAUACAUACAGUGAGGCCCCAGCUGCCCCUGCGCCCAAGCCCCGAGUUGUCACCACCGCCAGCAUCCGGCCUUCUGUCUACCAGCCAGCGCCCGCAUCUACCUACAGCCCAUCCCCAGGGGCCAAUUACAGUCCAGCUCCCUACACCCCCUCACCUACCCCUGCCUACACCCCCUCGCCCGCCCCCACCUACUCCCCUUCCCCGGCACCAACCUAUACCCCCUCGCCAGCCCCAAGCUAUAACCCUGCAUCCUCAGUGACCUACAGCGGGGGCCCUGCGGAGUCUGGCAGCCGCCCACCGUGGGUGACAGAUGACAGCUUCUCUCAGAAGUUUGCCCCUGGCAGGAGCACCACCUCCAUCAGCAAGCAGACCCUGCCCCGAGGGGCCCCUGCCUACACCCCAGCAGGGCCCCAGGUGUCCCCCCUGGCCAGGGGCAUCGUUCAGCGGGCUGAACGCUUCCCAGCCAGCAGCCGGACUCCGCUCUGUGGCCACUGCAACAACGUCAUCAGGGGCCCCUUUCUGGUAGCCAUGGGCCGUUCCUGGCACCCGGAGGAGUUUAACUGUGCCUACUGCAAGACCUCCCUGGCGGACGUGUGCUUCGUGGAGGAGCAGAGCAACGUUUACUGCGAGCGCUGUUAUGAGCAGUUCUUUGCCCCAGUCUGUGCCAAAUGCAACACGAAAAUCAUGGGGGAAGUGAUGCAUGCCCUGAGACAGACAUGGCACACCACCUGCUUUGUCUGCGCAGCCUGCAAAAAGCCCUUUGGGAAUAGCCUCUUCCACAUGGAAGAUGGGGAGCCCUACUGCGAGAAAGACUACGUCAAUCUGUUCAGCACCAAGUGUCAUGGCUGUGAUUUCCCUGUGGAGGCUGGAGACAAGUUUAUUGAAGCCCUGGGCCACACCUGGCAUGACACCUGCUUCAUCUGUGCGGUCUGCCACGUGAAUCUGGAGGGGCAGCCAUUCUACUCCAAGAAGGACAAACCCCUGUGCAAGAAGCACGCACACGCCAUCAAUGUGUAGAGAGCCCGGAGCGUCUGACGCGGACAGGCCGGGAGCUGCUCCUGCUGCUGGCGACAAAGGAUUCAAGGAGGCUGAUGUUUCUUUUUGGGGGGAAAGGGGGAAGACAGGAAGCUACUGAGCCCUUUUGAAGUGUAAUUUUAGUCCUUCCUUCUGCACACAGAUCGUGUAUUUGCAUAGUUCAGACUAGAAGCCAAACGAAGAUGCCUAAACCAAGCUAGUAAUUAAUCCAAGGCUGGAGUUGUAAUUCAGACGUUCGGGACAGAAUUCUAAGAACUCUAAAGUGAAAAACAAAAAGUCAUCUUCUUGAAGCGAUACACUUUCCCGAGGUCACUAGAGCAGGGACAGAGCUCAGAGCAGUUAUGGAGAAUCUGAAACGUUCUGUGGAGUUCUCUGGCAAACAGAAUGAAGUGCCAAGCGGUGCUUGCUGCGGGGUAUUUUUAGAGCCAUAGCUGAGGGCUUGUUAGCUAAGACCGAUUGGGCUUUCCUCACCAAAAAAGGAAGUGUUAUUCUAUUACUGGCGUCAUGGAGCUACCUCUGAGCAUCAGACUUCUUCAGACCUUGAGCAGAGUCGAGCGUGCUGAGGGAGUCCAGGCGUCUAAGAGGUGUUUUCUGGGAGCCGCUGGGCAGCUGACAGGGCUUCAGGAAGGGCUCUGGCUCAUGCUGCAGACAGCUGAGAAAAGAAGGCCCUUCAGCCACCUUCUUUCCGUCUAAAACAUCCUAUGUCCCCAGAAGGUUUAGCUCUUUUUUGAAUUUUGAUGGGAAAGUGUAAUUGGGUUUUUCCAGUUUUGCUCUGCUGUGUGUGAGAGGAGGUUUUUAAAGCGACUCCGGGUUGUGUCGAGCCUUUGUUUUGCUUCAUGAAGUUCGUGAGCAUGAAUGUUCGGUCUUGUGCAUGUAUUUCACUCCCAAUCCCGUGACUGCUCACUUACGAAGUCUUCCUCAGCACCCCUUCCCCCAACAGGCUUAACGACCUGUGGACAAGAAGGGAGAGACAGUGUCUGAAACAGGAUGGCAGGAUGGGCUGAGAACACGCCCAAACUCUGGAUGGGGAGGAGGAACCUUGCGUUCUGCCAGCCUCCGUAAAAACGCGAGUGUUGGUAGGACCUCCCGCCUCCGAGCUGCGCCGUCCUUCACAAAUGUUCCUUUAAGUGCAGCACACUGGUUAUGUACAGUUGUGUUGACUGCUGGAAGGGAAAGAUGGACCGAUACGUACUCAUUUGCCAUUUUGGCCGACGUUUUGAAAAUGUAGGAGCUGAGUUGAUCUAGCAAUUAUUGAAAUGUUUAUUGAAAUAGUCUUGAGUCUUCAAAAUUCUUUCAAAUGUUGGUGAUAGUUUGAGUUAAGUAAGCAUUUUAAAGCUGUUGGGUGAUAAAGAGAGAAGCUUGUUAGUUUCCGAGGUUAGAAACGGUACCUUCUCUUUCCCUUUAGGAUGCACUAUUACGCUCAUUGAACAAGGCAUUGCAGUAGGCAGUUUGACCGGGUGUUUCUCACUUGCACACAAUCCUUAGGCACUCUUCCAACUCACUGCUACUAUCUCCUCUCUCCUGUUUUGGAUUUUCUCUUUGCAUGUUUUAUGAGAAUGCAUUAGAACACUUUUUCUUCGGAGAACUGAGGCUUCCAGGGGACUGCCUUUCUACCAGUGUGUGUCCCUUCUCCCUGAGGGAGAGAGAAACGGCAGGAUGCAUCCCUAGCAGGAGGCCCGUGUUUUUUCCCAAGGGUGAAGCCAUGUCCCCGAGGGAGCACCAGGAGGGAUGUGAACAUGCUCCUACCACAGGGCCCUCCUUUUCUUCUGUGGUGCCUUAAGAAAGUGAAUCUAAAAAGUACCAGACAGUCAAAUCUGUUGGGAGUGACUGGAGAUUUUUCAGGAGUUGCCAACAAGUACCUUGGAGCUUUCUGUUAUUUUGGGAAAGUUCAAAUAUACAGGGAUAAGGAGGUUGCUGACUGUACGGAAAAGCUCUAGGCAGGUUUUCUUUAAAAAACAAAAACAAAAACAAAAACAACACAUAUUUAGGGACUGGUCUCGAGGAAAGGAAAAAAAAUGUUCCCUAGAGUUUAGAGUUUUUUAAAAGGGUUUACACGUGCGCGCGCAAACACAGACACAGACACAGACACAGACACACACACACACACACACACACACGCACACACGUGAUCACUACAAAGUACAUGAUCAUUAAACAGAAAAGUGACACAUCUCAGAGGACAACUUCAUCAUUCAGAGGAGGUCAUUGAUCGAAUCGGUUUUUCUACAUCUCAGAGCUAGUGUAGAUUCUGAGGGACUCUUAUUUACCAAACACACAAAACAAAUAUAAAACCAUUUUAAAGGUAGCAGAAAAAGAAGGUAGUUUUGAAUAUGGUUCCCUCGGUGUUUGUGAGUUUGGCGUAACUUUGGGGCUAAGGUGGUAUCUAUUUGAAGUUAAUAUCAUAGAUGUACUACAACAUCAAUUUUUAAUACUUCCUGGUGGGGAGUACACUUUGGAUCUACGGUUUUUGUCUCUUCAUUGUUGACAUUUAUUUAAGCCUUAUAAACAUUAACUUUUUGCAAAGGAGUGACUUGUGUCUGCAGUGUUUGUGUUAGGAAUCUAGCUUGUAUAAUGUUAACUUUUCAACCCAGGUACUCUUGCUUUGGGAUUUUUUUUAAUUUUAAGAUUUCAAAAUCUUCAAUGGUGGAAUGUAGUGUGUUCGAGGUGUGUGCACAAAAAUAUUUUGCAUGUUUGGGGUUGUUUUUUUUUUUUGGCCGGUGUGAAUUCUACUUUUUAGCACAAUAAAAUCCCAAAAAAGAAUGUAUAAGUACA
This is a messenger RNA of Herpailurus yagouaroundi (jaguarundi), 5092 nucleotides long. RefSeq names its product LIM domain binding 3 (gene LDB3). Gene Ontology annotation, cellular component: Z disc; filamentous actin; stress fiber. The record is from RefSeq and is a predicted model, not a curated record. The coding region runs from base 152 to 2302 and encodes 716 amino acids. Gene Ontology annotation, molecular function: muscle alpha-actinin binding; actin binding. Gene Ontology annotation, biological process: heart development; actin cytoskeleton organization; muscle structure development. Lineage: Eukaryota; Metazoa; Chordata; Mammalia; Carnivora; Felidae. The transcript is spliced from 14 exons.